CACGGUGCUGAACCCGCCGCAUCAGCCACACCGAGCCACCGUCCAGCGGAACCAGAACUCGGAUUACACAUCCCCGAUGAACUGUCCCGAGGAAUCGUGCGAACACGACGCGAAAAACUACCGCAGAAUAACAUUUGCUCACGACGCGACCGAAGACAUGCGCGGACACCUGGACGCGGACCUGAAUGAUUUCACGCCACUGAGGGAUGCUUUAACACAUGUUGCAUGCGACUUACUUUGCAGGAGGACAUCUAGAUCCCAUGCAAACCCAAUGGAAUGAAUCGAUCUUAUGGCUUCUGACACCUGUUUACUGCCUUUUCAUAAUUUUUUUUACUUAAUUCAGAAUGCAAUAUAGACGUGCACUUAUUUCACAAAAGCAUCUUUGUUUCUCCAUUUAACUUACAAACGAUUUGAAGUCAAGUCACCUUUCUUUACACAGCGCGUUAUACAAGACUGAGCGACAGCGGCAAGGACCCAAAACUCCACUGGUGACAGAACGGAGAAAAAACCUUCAAGCUAAAUUCCAAAAGUGCAAUGAACUUAAUGCAGGUCGCGACUUUAAUGCAUCACUUAAGUUGCAAUUGUAGAGGGUUGCGGAAUACAAUGGCUUUCACGCAUUCGCUCUUCACAGCCUAAAAACUAACAGGGAGUCCAUAAACCUGCGCUAACUGAUCCAGGACAGUGUCGAUUCUCCCCGUUCAUGGAUGAAGCAUGCUGAAGAGCCGCUGUUGCGUUCUCUUCAGUGACCUCAAGGUGUUUCUGCUCGGGCCACAGGCUCCUACAAACCCCAUGAGCGGACAAACGGCCAGAAUCAGCCAGUUUGCCUCGGAUAACAACAACACGUUACGAGCCCACCGGCUCCGGCACUGGAGUACCCCGUCCACAGAGGACGCUGAGGCGGCUGCGGACGGAUCCUGGACCGGCGCCACGGAGGAAGAGUUCCCCAGGGACCGGAGGGAUGACAGAUUCUCCUUCAUCAGCUAUGCAGAAGGAACCCCGGUGUGCAGGAUAUGCUUCCAGGGGCCGGAACAGGCUGAGCUGCUGAGCCCGUGUCGCUGCAGUGGCUCCGUUCGCAGCACUCAUCAACCGUGUCUCAUCAAGUGGAUCAGUGAAAGAGGCUCGUGGACCUGUGAACUCUGUUACUACAAGUAUCAGGUGAUCGCCAUCAGCACCAAGAACCCGCUGCAGUGGCAAGCGAUUUCGCUCACCGUCAUUGAGAAGGUCCAGAUAGCGGCGGCGAUCUUGGGUUCGCUCUUCCUCAUCGCCAGUAUCUCGUGGUUGGUGUGGUCGUCUCUCAGCCCUUCAGCCAAGUGGCAACGGCAAGACCUGCUCUUCCAGAUCUGUUACGGGAUGUACGGCUUCAUGGAUGUCGUCUGUAUCGCUCUAAUUGUCCACGAGGGCCCGUCCGUUUUCCGUAUAUUCCACCGCUGGCAGGCCGUCAAUCAGCAGUGGAAAGUUUUAAACUACGACAAGAAGCGAGACAGCGAGGAGCUGAAGAAUAAUGAGGAAUGGACGCGUUCGCUGCUCCACCAGAGGGAUCCAUCAGGAGCGGACGUCUCUCCUUCACCGUCUUCACUCAUGGCUGCUGCUGGGACACCGGCACUCGACGUGACCGACGGCACGACAAACACCAUAGCUGCAGCGCAGGACUCCUACCAGACUGAUGCGCUCGCUGACGGACCGGCUUUACCGGACCAGCACUGUCCCUAUAACCUCCUGCAUUUACUGAGUCAUCUACGGCCGCAUGAGCCACGCAGCCCAGCCAGCAACAUCAGCACAAACACCACUAAACCUAGAGAAGUGGUUAUGAGAGUCACCACCGUCUGACUGGAGGCCUUAUGAUGGGACCCUCCAACUCUUUUCAGAACAGAGACUAGAAGCACAGCCUUGGAACUGCUGGAUUAUUUAUGACUUUCACGGAUACUGAUAACAAACAAUAUGGGUUUUUAAUUGCAUAUUCUGAGAUCUAAAGAGCAGGUUGGACAGCUAGUGAAUUUAAAAGGACAGUUCACCCAAAAAUGGACAUUCUGUCAUUCUUUGAUGUUCCGAACAUGUAUGAUGUCAUUUUAUUUCCUGUGGAACACAAAAUGAGAAUUUAUGAAGAAUCUUAAAGCACACAACAACAACUGAUUGUGAUCAAGGUCAAGCUCCAAAAAGCACCAUAAAAGCAUCAUAAAAAUU
Messenger RNA from Sinocyclocheilus grahami, 2181 nucleotides. Its product is annotated as E3 ubiquitin-protein ligase MARCH4-like. The transcript has 4 exons. The coding region runs from base 712 to 1827 and encodes 371 amino acids. Gene Ontology annotation, molecular function: zinc ion binding; ubiquitin-protein transferase activity. The record is from RefSeq and is a predicted model, not a curated record. Gene Ontology annotation, biological process: protein ubiquitination. Lineage: Eukaryota; Metazoa; Chordata; Actinopteri; Cypriniformes; Cyprinidae.